AGCUCUCUUGAGUACUCCCGAACAAUAACCUUUGGUAUUCGGUAAGCCGCUAUGAAGUUAGGCACUACACUACUAAGACAAACGCCGCGGCUUACUGAAUGCGGAUGAUCUUCAGUCUUUUAGUCGUCCCUGCAGGGCACGCAAGAGGAACAGCUUGGUUUUAGCUCUUGGGUGUUGUUAUUGGUCGAACCUGGCGGGGAUGCAUUUAAUUGGCUGAAGGUAACCGAACAGCUUGGUGAAGAUGGCGGCGCUGGGCUCACCCAUCCGUACUUUUCGUGGUCUUUUGCGCGAGCUCCGUUAUGCGCAAGGAGGGCGCUCCUACCGGGAGGCAGCGGCUUAUCAGUAUUUGAAGAAAGCCUUCCGCGCGCACCGGGUAACCAGUGAAAAAUUAUGCAGGGCUCAGCAUGACCUCCAUUUCCAGGCUGCCACCUAUCUCUGUCUUCUGUGCAGUGUCCGGGAGCACUUAGCAUUGCAUAAAGAAUAUCAUGGCAAAGGAGAUCGUACCCGUCAACGAAUCAAAUUCAGUGAUGACAGAGUGUGCAAAAGUCACCUUCUCAACUGCUGCCCUCAUGAUGUCCUCUCUGGAACAAGGAUGGACCUUGGAGAAUGUUUGAAGGUGCACGACUUGGCAUUAAGAGCAGAUUAUGAAAUCGCAUCCAAAGAACAAGACUUUUUCUUUGAGCUUGAUGCAAUGGAUCAUCUACAGUCAUUCAUUGCUGAUUGUGAUCGAAGAACUGAAGUGGCAAAGAAAAGACUGGCUGAAACCCAAGAGGAAAUCAGUGCUGAAGUUGCAGCCAAAGCUGAACGAGUCCAUGAAUUGAAUGAGGAAAUUGGUAAGCUGCUUGCCAAAGUGGAACAACUUGGAGCUGAUGGGAAUGUGGAAGAAUCUCAGAAAGUAAUGGAUGAAGUGGAGAAAGCAAGAGCAAAGAAGCGAGAAGCAGAGGAAGUGUACAGGAAUUCAAUGCCUGCUUCCAGCUUUCAGCAGCAGAAGCUUCGAGUCUGUGAAGUAUGCUCAGCCUAUCUUGGUCUACAUGAUAAUGACAGGCGGCUUGCUGAUCACUUUGGAGGAAAAUUGCACUUGGGUUUUAUUGAAAUAAGAGAGAAGCUUGAAGAACUUAGGAGAAUUGUGGCUGAUAAACAAGAGAAACGAAACCAAGAGCGUCUAAAGCGAAGAGAAGAAAGAGAGAAGGAAGAAAGGGAGAAGCUAAGGAGAUCUCGAUCCCAUAGCAAGAAUCCCAAAAGAUCAAGAUCCCAAGAUCGCCGUAGACAUCGAUCUCGUUCCUCCUCACGUGAACGAAAGAAAAGAACUCGCUCCAGAUCCCGUGAGAAACGUCACCGUCACAGGUCUCGUUCGACCAGUCGUAGUAGGAGCCGCAGCCACCAGAGAAGUAGGCAUAGUUCCAGGGACAGGAGCAGAGAACGCAGUUCUAAAAAAAGAUCCUCAAAAGAAAGACCUUCCAGAGAUCAAGAACGAUCAAGAGACCGUAACAGAACAUCACGUGACAAAGAAAAGAGCCCCAGAGAAAAGUCGCCUAGAGACCGAGAUUGCAAAGACAGGAAACGUUCCUAUGAAAGCGCUAAUGGCAGAUCAGAAGACAGGAGAAGCUCAGAGGAGCGUGAAGCAGGAGAAAUAUAACUGGCUGUACAUUCACUUGAUCCUUUAGCUUCCUAUGGAGUUGCAUACUGUGGUUUAGUUUACAGUUAUUCAAAGGGACACCAGUGAGCAGUUCCACACACUGAUCCAUUUAGGAUAGAUGUACAGUGUAUAAAAAUGGUUAUAAUGAAGUCUGAAUUGACCCUUUUCAAUUGAUGACAGCUAAAGCAGUGUCCUUUUUCCUCCCUUCCAACAAACUUAUACAAUAUUAUUUUCAAAGAUCUUGCUUCAAAAAAGACAAUUUUAUGUACCAAGAUGUAGAUCUCAAUGUUUUAUUCUCCUUUUUCAAUACAAGUUAUAGUGAACAAACUAUAUUGUGCUAUUUGCCUUGGAUGCAUUCAAACCUUUAUAAACUCCUCUGAUUUUCCUCCAGUCCAAACAGCAGCACUGAGUGGUUUUUAAAGAGGGAGGGAGGGUCCCCAAGCUUUACUUAUCACUAUAAGAUUGUGUUCUCGGUUACUUCUUGAGAGCCUAGAUUUGGGAGUAUGUUUAGACAGGUUGUGUGAUGGAGAAAAUUGAAAGUUUUUUUUACAGUGCCUAUUUAGACUUGGAAAUUGAACAGCUGUUGCAUUUCAUCCUUUUAAAAAAAAAAUCUACUGAAACCUUGAAAUCAAAGCCAGUCCCAUAUCUCUGUACCACUUGGUUGGUAUGUGUUCAGUAUACUUGGUUUUUUUCCAUAAGACUUUUUCUGCUUUUCUUGCGGGGUGUUAACUGCACAUCCUUAAUUGUAAAAAAAGAAAACCACCAACAAACCAAUCAUAAUAAAAAUAAAUAAAAAAAUUAAGAAUUUUGUCCAGUGAAAUAGCUGUGUGUUUCCCGCUCCUU
Molecule: messenger RNA, 2479 nt
Organism: Rhineura floridana
Lineage: Eukaryota; Metazoa; Chordata; Lepidosauria; Squamata; Rhineuridae
Product: putative RNA-binding protein Luc7-like 2
Exons: 11
Coding region: 242-1636 (464 amino acids)
Biological process (GO): mRNA splice site recognition
Cellular component (GO): U2-type prespliceosome; U1 snRNP
Molecular function (GO): mRNA binding
Source: RefSeq, a predicted model, not a curated record